Molecule: messenger RNA, 3448 nt
Organism: Syngnathus typhle (broad-nosed pipefish)
Lineage: Eukaryota; Metazoa; Chordata; Actinopteri; Syngnathiformes; Syngnathidae
Exons: 3
Coding region: 293-1072 (259 amino acids)
Source: RefSeq, a predicted model, not a curated record
CAUUGUCUAACUUGAUAGUGGUCCACUAGACUCGUGUGUCAUCCGUACUCUUCAGACUUGCGUCGGGGUUGGAGAUAUGGGACCGAGGAUUGUCCGAGGUGGGGGCGACCCAAACAACUUCAUCCGCGGGACGGUGGUGGCUUACCUUCAAACGAGUUGAGAGGAGUCAUCGUUUUUAUUUCAAAACAAACUAAAAAGCGAAAGAAUCUAGAUGUCAAGUGUGUUUUUGGAUACCUAGGGCAAAGUGCCACACCUUCUCGUAGCGCAACAGCUCUAUCUCUCAGCUGGCCAAAUGGGGUGUCAAUGCUGCCGGAUGAUGAAAAGUUACAUAUCCGAUCCAUCGGCGGAGGUGGACGUGAGGAAGACAGACUCCUUCUACCGAACGCACAACCUCUCAGAUGGGGCCCUCAAAGGCCGCUCACAAGGAGCCCACCAGUCGCAGAAGGAGGGCUUCCACAACCUGGCCUACAGCAUCUCCAGCGACAGCAACCUCAGACUGGAGGUGGACAACAACCACGUCAACUACAGGCUCCACGCCGUGCCGCCGCCCAGCAACCAGCCGCACCAACGGGCCAGCGCUCCCCCAGCGGAGGGCGGACUCUAUAUCAUCCAACCGGCCACUCUGGGGCCACAAUGGGUGAUCCAGAAUAAACACCAAAGUCAGGUGCCGGUGUACCCCGCCUUUCAGGCCUACGACAACCAGAGGGUCUUUGGCGGGCUGAGACCUUGGGACAGCCCCGUCACCCAGUGCGUGACCACCAACGGGAGCCUGUCGGCGGACGAGGUGGACGAAGGCGUCGGGGGGACACCCGAGUACCCCUGCGACACCGGGGACGAAGAGAGCGUCUUUUCGGUGGACAUCCAGACCAGCACCGCCAGCCUGUGGUCGGCCGACACCAGAAACGAGCGAAGAUCCAAGGCGGCGGACGUGUCCACGGUUGAGAGCGGCAUCGUUGUGACAAAGAGCGAGGACGAAGAGGGCCGAAACGAGGCGGGGAGCGUCACGGACUCCAUGGUGGCAGAGGCGCUCGCCGCCCUGGAGGCCGCCACGGCCGGGGAGGAUGAGGAGUGACUUGCAAAACCGUUUACAAGGUGGACAAAGGUUUGAAGGUGAAGAGACAGCUGGAAAUGUGUUAGUACUCGGCCAUCCUCGCAAAACGCACGGCGUCAGCGUUUUCUCAUCGUAUCAGAAUUUCCACAUUUCCCUUCCUCUCAUCAUCACUUUUAUUUAUACUGUAUAUAUGUGAGAGGAAAAGCACAAAUAUGUCCAUAUUUCUUCAUGAGUGACUUUUUCCUUUUAGCUUGUGACAUCAGCUCAUGCUUGAUGAUGAGCAGGUUGAGGCCGGAACUUUGCAAGAUCUGAUCUAAUCUUGUCCGCCAUCUUGUCAAGGCUCAUUUACGAGUGCUGAGUAGGAUACGAGACCUGAAAAAAACUGCAGUUGUUUUGUUUGCUCGUUUCUCUGCUGCCAAAUAAGGUUGCUAAACUGUGAGCGUUCCAUUUUAUAACUUAUCAAACUGUGUCCAAUGGAACUUCACUUUGUGUUUUUUUAAUGGACCACACAAAUGUUUGUUGACUCUCUCCAGCUUCACCGUGGGACCGGCUGCUUGCCGCGGCGGCCGCUAAUGAGUACCUUUGGGCUCUCACGCUACCACUUGUGUCACAUUCCAACUGCACAUUUUAAGGCAAAAUGCAAGCAUCGAGUCAGAAUCUUGAAUAGAAUUCCGCUUAUUGUUUGCUCUCAGUAUCCAUUUCUGACAUACCAGUGAGGUUCCGUCACGGAGAUAACGGUGCUACGGAAAGAUCUGCGACCAGUCAAAAUUUGUAAUGUUGACGUCAAAAUGUAAAUAUUAAAAACAUAUAUGUCACAGUAAACAAGGGUUCAUUAUAAUAUGUCGCAAAUAUUUGAAGGGCAGUGCUAAAUCUGCUAGCGAGAUUUGAAUGUAGCCUUACUUUAAUACUAAGCUAGCAUUAGCACUGCAAACAAGCGGAUGUUAGCCACGGCUGCUAGCAUAACGGUCAAAAUGGAUUGCUCGUAUAACACUAUGUAUUUGAAAUGUUAUAUUUUGCCAAAGUACAACCAAUAAAAAAUAUAAACAAGUGAUAAAUAUACCUGUUAAGUAGAAAUUUUGCUAAUUUUGUAAUGUUUCUGAAUCCACCAGCUUCUGUUUGCUAGUCUUAUGUCCUAUUGUUAGCAAACAAGGGAUGGCCUUUUUCUUUUCCCUUAAGCUAAGAAGGUCAGGUUGCAUGUUUUGACAAUUGGUCAGUCAGGACUCGGGUCGUGUGACUAGUUAUUUCUCCCCUCGGCGCUGGUUUCUUGUAAAUCAAAUAAGAAGUACAAGAUGAUAAUUCUGACAAUUUGAACAAAUUGACAGGUCGCAGAUAUUUCCACAACAGCAGCACCACUUUCUGCAAGUUAGCCAUUGACAUUAGACACACACAUGGAUGCUCCCCGAAGUGUGUAGGCCUGCCUAAUCUGUUUGUUUUUCUCAAGGCUUUGUUGCCGUUAAUGAUGUCACCCUUAAUUGUAGCACACACACAUCUCCAUGUCUCCGAGGAGGAAAAGGAAAAUCACGGUGGCAAGGAAGAAAAAAAAAAAACUGUCCUUGCUGUCCCUGCUGGCUCAAGUUAAAUAUUACAUUCAUUUCAGUGGAAAUUGCAUUUAGCCGUGUUGCUCAAGCCAGAGGCAAGAUGUUUGUGUUCACGGCCGUUAAACAUUGACCGGGCUUCCCCCACUGUCACCAUGGUGCCUUAAAUAAUUGAACACCAGAGAGACAAGUGCAUAUAAAUGUUCCAUUUUCCACAAAAAUAUUGUUGAAACUUUUUGGAUGAUACUUGGCAAAAAAAAAAGCUCAAGUCAACACACUUAUGUGCACAACCAGGAGUCAAUAUUUGCACUAGUGACUUGUCUGCCUGCCUGCCUCGCCCUUUUGCGACCUUGCGUGUUUGGGGAAGGGAACUUUGCUUAAAGCUCACAGCUACGGGCAGGGUGAUGUAGUUUUGUGUGAUAUUCAGGUCUACCCGCCCCCCAUCAAAACCGCCCUCAAAGUCCUGUCUAGUUCAAUCUUAGCAUUAUUGCGACACACUUAACGGGAGUGUACAUUCGUCUUUAUUUCCAUAUUUUUUUUGUCAUUAAAUAAAAAACAAAACACAGCAGAAAUAAUAAAAUAUACGUCAUACAUCCAAAAACUGAUGUGAUAAUACUGUAAACAAAUAUAUAUAUAUUUAAAAAAAAUAAUAGCCUUUAAAAGGUGAAUAACCCCUAAAGAAUGAGAGCAGCUCGACACUUAUGAUGUCGACGCUCUCUUGCUUUGGUAUCUCUUCAGACCAGCAACCAGCAUCCAAAACUUGGCUCGAUCUUACAUAAGUCAAACCCAAGUCGGGAGGAAAAAAAAAAAAUAGAACGGACUGAAUGGGCUGAUUUUCAGCACACAAAUGUCCCAACACAAA